AUGUUGAACGCAGCUUCGCCUUACAUUCACCCGGACUUCUAUAAUCCCCUCCCCUCACCGACUGAUGCUAAAUCCAGUCCUCUAGCUCUACUAGCCAAGACCUGUAACAGUAUUGGUAAAGACAGUCCACCGGCCAAACCCAUCCUUCAAGCCUCGGAGAAGAAGGACACCGAGCAGACCCCUAAGGUGGCACACAACCCCGAAAAAAGAUCAUCAUCAGCUGAAACUAAAGAUGAGAAAACAGAGAAGGAGAAGCCGGGAUUUCGAACCGUUCACACUAAAGAGGAUUCCAAAAGUAGUUCGGAUAAUACUCAUAAAUCAAAAGACAUUGGAAAAGAUGUGUCCACUUCCGGUUCGGUAACCAAGACCCCAAAAUCUACUGAUACGUCAUCACCAUCUAGUAGUCCCGUUCAAUCAAAGUCUUCUCACCACAGUCCACACAGUUUAUCACAUAGUUCAGGGAUCAAACCAACUAGUCAUCCAUUGUACAGUGGAAUACCUUCUUCUACAUUGGGAUAUCCUGGAUUAUCCAUGCUCGGACACGGAAUCAACCCGGAAUUAGCUGCAGCUUAUCAUCAAUCGCAACUACUAGCUCAAUCAGGACUUUAUGGAUCGGCCCAACAUGCAGCUCUAAAAGCCAAUGCUGCAGCUUCAAUGAAUCCUUAUGUGAGCUUCACUCGUGUUCGAACGCCAUCGGGGGCCACAACUCUGGUACCAGUGUGUAAGGAUCCUUAUUGUACCAACUGUCAACUGACCAUGCGCACCUCUCACACGUCUACAACGUGUAAAACACCCGGAUGUUCUCAAUGUGCUCACGAAAAGACUUUGCUCGAGUUCAGUAGCGGCUCGAUUGGACUACCAACUAGUCCCUUGUCGCUUUACCCACACCUAGCAUCUUUAUCAUCUAGUGCUUCUGGACUACAAUCUCUAUCCUCUUUACAUUCCCUUUAUUCUCAUAGUGCUCUUCCUUCCGCUCAUCAAGGACUACCUUAUAUUUGUAAUUGGGUUGCUGGACACGAUUAUUGUGGUAAAAGAUUCAACUCUUCCGAGGAACUUAUGCAACAUUUAAGGAGCCAUACUUCGAGUAUAGAUUCAGGAUUGUCAGCAGGUUAUGGAUUUGGUCUACCACCAACUGCUGCACUUGGUCUCAGUUCUGCGCCAAUCAGCCCAGACUCUCUGAGGCGUGCCUACCCCACCAGCCUCAGUCCUGGACUAUUGUCAUCAAGUAGAUUUCACCCUUACAAAUCUGCUUUGGGAGGGGUAGGGUCGAGUGCCUCGGUGUCCCAUCUUUCACCCUUAGGAGCUUAUUAUCCAUAUUCCUUGUAUGCUCAGAGACUUGGUUCUGUGCCGUGA
This is a messenger RNA of Lottia gigantea (owl limpet), 1353 nucleotides long. RefSeq lists its product as hypothetical. Gene Ontology annotation, cellular component: nucleus. Bases 1 to 1353 code for a protein of 450 amino acids. Gene Ontology annotation, biological process: negative regulation of DNA-templated transcription. The record is from RefSeq and is a predicted model, not a curated record. The transcript has 2 exons. Lineage: Eukaryota; Metazoa; Mollusca; Gastropoda; Lottiidae.